AUGGCAUCCGCAAGACCCUCCCACAGACCUUCGAGUCUUCGCUCCACUACCACCUCCGAAGCAGGAUCCAUCGAACCCAUUCAAGAAGAAGUCGUCUCCAACGAUGGCCAGAUCUCUGCAGCAACCAUGCCGACACCAACAGAAUCAUCUCCGCUCCUCCCACCUCACCGACAUCGCUCAUCACACCUUCUUCCGCCACCAUCAUCGUCCAAAUCUAGAUCCAAAACCAUCUGCAACUCCAUCCUCGUCCUCUUGGCCAUCUUCACCUUCGCCAUCACCACAUCCAUCGUCCUCAAAAACCUUCUCGGAGAGUUCGACGACCCACCUUCCUCCACCGAUCCGUCUCUACCCACGAACCCUCCACCAGGCUCCGACCCACGCGGACGACGUCAUCCAGCCGUGCUCGCAACAGGUCGCAAGGCGGGCGUAGCAACCGAGAACGAGCUUUGCAGCAAGAUCGGUAUGGAUGUGCUCUUGGACAAGGGAACGGCUGCAGAUGCUGCUGUAGCUUCGACGUUCUGCGUGGGGGUGCUCAACAUGUUCAGCUCGGGUAUCGGCGGUGGAGGAUUCAUGAUCGUUCGCGAUCCCACUCCUUGUUUCGGCAAAGGGGGCAAGUCCAACUCAGGGUGUGUGGAACAUACCACCAUCGAUUUCAGAGAAACAGCUCCGGCUGCGGCCAACAAGACGAUGUACGUCGGUCGUGUGCCCAAGGCCCAGUUCGGCGGACUGGCCGUAGGCGUUCCUGGUGAACUGCGCGGCUUACAAGAGCUUCACAAGCGAUACGGAAGGCUGUCGUGGAAGAGGUUGGUGGAGCCAUCGGUUGAGCUGGCAAAAUCUGCCAGAGUGAGCAAGGAGCUGGCGAGGAGGUUGGCCUACUUUGGCGGGUUCAUGAAGGAUGAUGCUGUUUGGAGGGACAUCUUCAUCGAUGAAAGCACCGGCGAGGUCAAGAAGGAAGGCGACACAUUCCACCGCACCGCUUAUGCAAAGACGUUGCAGAAGAUCGCGGAUCACGGUCCGGAUGUCUUUUACACGGGCGCAAUCGCGCAAGCUAUGGUCGACACGACGCAGGCGCACGGCGGCAUCCUCACCAUGCAAGAUCUGCACGACUACAAAGUGGUCGUUCGACCCGCUCUCGAAGGUUCAUGGUUGGGCAAGAAGGUUUUCACCACCCACGCUCCCACCUCUGGACCUAUCCUGCUGUCCGUUCUCAACAUCCUCUCCCUCGUCCCCGACUUCACCUCGGUUGGACAGAUCACGUCUCUCAACAUGCACCGAUUCGUCGAAGCGCUCAAAUUCGGAUUCGGUCAACGAACCGAGCUCGCCGAUCCAUCCUUCAUGUCUGGCGCCGACCUCGAUCGCAUCUCCCAAAUCCCGACCCUCUCGGAAGCUCUCUCGAUCGUACCCAACAUCACCGACGACAAGACCCAUCCGCUCGACUACUACCACCCCAAAUUCGACAUUAUUGACGAUCACGGAACCAUGCAUCUCUCCAUCGUCGACCAGAACGGCAUGGCCAUCGCGGUCACCUCCACCGUCAACCUCAUCUUUGGUUCACGCGUCAUGGAUCCUUCCACCGGAAUCAUCCUCAACGACGAGAUGGACGACACCUCCACGCCUGGCGUACCUAACGCCUUCGGUCUCGCGCCUUCUCCCUUCAACUACCCUGAAGCCGGCAAAAGACCGCUCUCGUCGACGUGUCCUACGAUCGUCGAGUCCGCCGAAGGAGAGGUCGAGUUGGUGUUGGGUGGAAGUGGUGGAAGUCGGAUUUUCAGCUCGGUUCUGCAGACGAUCUUCAACUUUUACCUUUGGGGUAUGGACUUGAGUCAGGCGAUCGAGGCUCCGAGGCUGCACCAUCAGCUGCUGCCGACGCAGUUGAGCGUCGAGACUGGCUACAGCGACAAGGUGUUGAGCGGGUUGCUCGGCAGAGGGCACGAGGUGAGCUGGAUCGAUAUUGAUCUGGGGAUUGCAGAGGUGCAGGCAGUCGCGGUGGAGGGUCAGGGCAAGAGGUGGCAGAAGGUUUGGGCUGCGAGUGAUUCCAGGAAAGGUGGUGUGGCUGUGGCCGUGUAG
Pseudozyma hubeiensis SY62 is the source of this 2067-nucleotide messenger RNA. RefSeq lists its product as hypothetical. Gene Ontology annotation, cellular component: plasma membrane; fungal-type vacuole. Lineage: Eukaryota; Fungi; Basidiomycota; Ustilaginomycetes; Ustilaginales; Ustilaginaceae. Gene Ontology annotation, molecular function: glutathione gamma-glutamate hydrolase. The coding region runs from base 1 to 2067 and encodes 688 amino acids. The transcript has a single exon. The record is from RefSeq and is a predicted model, not a curated record. Gene Ontology annotation, biological process: glutathione catabolic process.